Onychostoma macrolepis is the source of this 3698-nucleotide messenger RNA. RefSeq names its product piggyBac transposable element-derived protein 4-like. The record is from RefSeq and is a predicted model, not a curated record. The transcript has 4 exons. NCBI's taxonomy places the organism in Eukaryota, Metazoa, Chordata, Actinopteri, Cypriniformes, Cyprinidae. The coding region runs from base 454 to 2364 and encodes 636 amino acids.
UGUGGAAAUGACUAAAGUAGUCAAACCUGUUCAUUAGAAGAAGGGGGGUGUCCCAAUACUUUUGUCUAUGUUGUGUAUGAGAUAUUGUUUUUCCAAAGUGAAGACUUCACCAAGACGAUUUGCAGAUUUUGUUAUUUGUCUUUGGACAUGUUCAUUCAAAAACGUCCUCGCAUGCAUUGCAGAAAUGCCUUCGGAUACAUUGAGCGCUUGAUUUCAAAACAUCCAAUCAGGAUCAUAGAUCCCUGUACGGGAUACCUGGUGUUUUUUCAGGGCGGAUCUGGCCAAUGACUGGAUGGCAAAUCUUGACAGACAAGCAUAAUAGCGAAUGAACGUGCGCUAGCAGUGCUUAACGGGUUCAUUGCAUUCUGCAAGACAUCUCCGGAUGGUGUUUUUGCUCAAUUUGCUGGAGCGAAAUCCUCUUAUCUGCGACCCUGUGCAGCGCUGCAUUUGACGAUGGAUGCGUGUAAUAUGGAGAUGGUUGAUAGCGUAAUGGACAGCUCGGAGGAAUGUGUGAACAGUGAUGAAGAACAAGACAAGAAGAAAGAAUGGGAUGAUUUAUCUGACAAGGAGAGUGUGGCUUCUAGCGACUCUGCAGUAGAGGAGAUGUCCAUCAAUGAUCUCGAAACUCUUCUGGAUGAGUUUACAGAUGUCUCUGAUGAUGAUGAUGACUGGUAUCCAGAGGUCACUCCACAAAAGAAGAAGAGAUCCAGUCUGUCUUCUGUAUCACCAUCUCCAGCAAAGUCUUGCAGAUCUGGUUCGCCUGCCUCUGUACAAAGUGGCAAAAGCAAAGGUAGGAGAAGCAGUGUGAGUCGAGCCCUACCUUUUUCCUUAAGCAUCUCAGAACAGAAGUGGAAAAGUGCAGAUGAGCCUGAUGUCGAGCCGACACAGCCAGUAUUCAGACCUAAACAAAAACCCGGCCCACGGCUGGUCUCCACUGCAUCGUGCAGUCCUCUGCAGUAUUUUGAGUUGUUCUUUUCAAAAUCAGUCUUGCGGACAAUUUUAGCAAACUCGAAUACAUACGGGGCCAUGCGUCAGGAAGGAACAAAGAAGCCAUGGGAGGACAUUUCAGUAAAAGAUCUGAAGUCAUUCAUAGCACUGGUGAUUUACAUGGGUUUGCUGAAAUGCUUCAAACUGACAGACUACUGGAGGAAGUCUCAGAUAUAUAAUCUUCCCUAUCCUUCUCAAAUCAUGUCUAGCAGGAAGUUUAUGACCAUCAGUAAAGCUCUUCAUAUUAGUGAUCCCAAAGUGGAUGCAGAGAAUGACAAGAAGAGGGGAACACCUGAAUACGACCGCCUGUGUAAGAUCAAACCGCUGUACCAGGACAUUAGGGACGCCUGCAGAGCCUCUUUCCAUCCCGCUCAGAACAUCUCCAUCGAUGAACGAAUGGUGGCAUCAAAGGCUAAAAAUGGACUCAAACAAUACAUGAAAAACAAACCUACAAAAUGGGGGUACAAACUUUUUGUACUAGCAGAUUCUCUCUGUGGCUAUACAUGGGACUUCUUCAUUUAUGAAGGAAAGGCAAAUUUGGAGGAUAGCAAAGGAAUUAGUUAUGAUUCUGUCAUGAUUCUGGCAAACGAAAGGUUGUUGGGAAGCGGCUACAAGCUGUUUGUUGACAACUUUUACACCAGUCCCAAGCUCUUCAGAGACCUACUCCGUAAAAAGAUCUGGGCUUGUGGCACCGUUCGGGCAAACCGCAUUGGGCACUUAAAGACACAGGCUCCUCGUGGCAAUAUUCGCUGGUUUAGGGAAGACGAUCUGCUGUUUGUCGAGUGGAAGGACAAGAGAGACGUGCUGAUGUGCUCCACCUUUCAUAAAGCCUUUAAUGGGGACUCCAUUAAGAGGAAUGUGAGAGGAGCCGAUGGAGUUUGGGCCUUUCAGGAUUUCCCCGUUCCAGUCGCAGUGCUGGACUACAACAAGCACAUGGGAGGAGUGGAUCUGUCUGACGCACUCAUUUCGUUUUACACAGUUUUACAUAAAACAAGAAGGUGGUAUCGGUCCUUUUUUUACCACUUUGUGGACAUCGCCGUAGUCAAUGCCUUCAUUUUGCACAAGCAGACGGCCAAGAUGAACAACCAGAAGCCUCUGUCCCAGAAAGCCUUUCGGGAGGUGCUUGUUACUGAGCUUGCAGGAACAGGACCUGCAUCAGCCCCUGCACAAAUACGCCCGAUACUUACCCCUUACUCCCAUUUGCCCAAGUACAUCAGUGGGGACAGCAGCAUUGGAAGGCGAAAGUGCAAAAUGUGCAACAAUAAAACUCCAGUCAUGUGUGUGACUUGUGAUGUGGCGCUGUGCUUCGUUCCCAAGCGCGACUGUUUCACUAGCUGGCAUUACCCACAUAGCAGCAGUGAGAAUGAGGCAGAGUAAAGGCCUAAGUGCUGGGAUUUUGAGUCUAGUGUGCGCUAGGAUCACUAUCCGAAACUCAUAGCUGAGAGCAAAAUCAAACAUGAGAAAAACAAUACUCAGAAUUGGAGGAUGAAAGUAGCAUAGUAAUGUGAAUCGACACACAGUCGAUCUGCAACAUCAAACACAGUACAGCGCAACUAGCAAAUUGGGAUCUGUUACUGUUUUUAUGCGAAAUAAACACUUGUGAGACUUAAAUCAGUGUAGUUACUAAAACCUGUACAUUUUUCAUAAAAUGCACAAAACAAAAAACUAUACUACAUUUGUGAGUAGUUAGAAUCGAUCUGAUCAAAUACUAAAAGAAUGAGUAAUGAAAUUGCUAACAAACCAAGUCCGUUAAAUGAAAUCGGAUAUAGAAAACAAACUAAAAAUUUUCAUUAUUCUGAUCGCUACUUGUUCAUGUGUAUACCUGCUUUUCUAAAUGUUUUGAUGUAGUGGCAAUGUCUAACAUUUUUAAUCAUGCCGCUUCUUGUAAUAGUGUAUUUUGCGCAAAAUAUUCCUGCUUUAUUCAAGCAAUAUUAUGCCUUUAAUCUCCUACUUUUAUUAUACAAUUUAAUUUUUGCAACAUUAAUCUUAGAUUAAUCUUAUAUUCGUAUAACACUCUUGCUUAAAUUUCUCCAUUGCUGUUUAUUCUUUGAUAAAUGAAGGAAGGGUAGGGAAAGUUAGUGACUUCAAAUCAGAAGAGAUGUUCAUUGAUGGACUUGGUCCCCUCCUUAAUCGCCAACUCAGCCAAUCUUCAGACGUGACCAAACACCUGGCUUGCAGAUUUUUAAAUGGAUCUUUUCAAAAUCAGUCCCACAGACAACAUACAGUAUGUGCCAAGAUGUCAGGAAGGAAAGAAGAAGCCAUGCCAUUUUUACCUUUCCUGUCACUGGUGAUCUACAGUACAUGGAUCUGCUGAGAUGGACUAUUGGAGGAUUUCACGCAUCUACAGACUACUUUAUGGCCACCAGUAAUACAGUCAACAAAAAUGGUGGUACAAAUAUUCAUUGUAACCUAAUUGUUCUAUUUCAUCUGUAAGACUUCUAGCACAUUUAAUCUCAUUUGUGAAUGCUUUCUUGCUAAUGAAGGUUGCUUGAUUUCUUGAAGGUAAGUGGACUGCUGUAAUUGAUCUCUGUUUGGUAAUGCAGAAGCUGAUGUCCAUGUUAACUGACUUGCUUGUCAACUGACUCGCUGCAACAAGCUAAAUUUGAGUUUGCUAAAGGCGCUUGAGGCAUGAUUUUUACACAAUAGUAGUGGUUUGGCAUUUAUUGCUUGUUUGCCUGCCAAUUCAUUGUUUGUACAGUAUAAUAGUUCCU